Messenger RNA from Histoplasma mississippiense, 2481 nucleotides. RefSeq lists its product with no specific name. The transcript is spliced from 4 exons. Gene Ontology annotation, molecular function: crossover junction DNA endonuclease activity; 5'-flap endonuclease activity. NCBI's taxonomy places the organism in Eukaryota, Fungi, Ascomycota, Eurotiomycetes, Onygenales, Ajellomycetaceae. Bases 1 to 2481 code for a protein of 826 amino acids. The record is from RefSeq and is a predicted model, not a curated record.
AUGCACUCUUUUAUUGAAGGAACGGAGUCACUCGGGCCUGGAGAGCGUAUAUCAUUGGCUAAAUUGGCAAUCGACCAUUUGCAACGCACAUCCCGGCCCAUUCGUGUCGCUAUAGAUAUUUCGAUAUGGCUUUUCCAAGUCCAAGCGGGGAAAGGAGGCACAAAUCCGGAGCUUCGAACUCUCUUCUAUCGCCUGGUACGAUUGACUGGAUUGCCCGUGCAUCCACUCUUUAUUUACGAUGGCCCGCAGAGGCCUCAGUACAAGCGUGGCAAAUUAAUUGACAGAAACAACAGAGUUGGCGAUUUGGGGAGGAUAAUACGCCGCUCUAAACACUUGAUAGACCUGUUCCACUUUCCGCAUCACACAGCACCAGGAGAAGCAGAGGCUGAAUGCGCACGGCUGCAAAGCUCUGGGGUAGUGGAUGCGGUUAUGAGUGACGACGUCGAUGCUAUUAUGUUCGGAUCGAAGGUUACGAUCAUGAAUUUUUCUAAAGAAAACUCUAGUGGAACGAAUGCUGCUACCCAUGUUACUCUGUAUCAGACCGAGGAGAGUGGGGAUGGACGGAAACGAAAUGUUCUGCUUGAUAGGGGUGCCAUGAUUCUUUUUGCAUUGUUAAGUGGAGGCGACUAUCUACCCACUGGAGUACCAAAAUGCGGCCCGAAGCUAGCAAGGGAAAUUAUACAAGCUGGCUUCGGUAACGAAUUAUUACAAGCCAUUGAAGGUAGUCCAGCGGAAGUCGCCGUAAAGUUGGAGAAAUGGAGAGAACGGCUGCGAAACGAGCUCCAUGAAAAUGGCGAGGGCCAUUUCAGGUGCAAACAUAAGGCUGUCAAAAUUCCAGAUUGCUUUCCAGACCUGAAGGUGUUGGGUGACUACACGCAUCCAGUUGUUUCCUCCUCAGAGAAGUUAAAUGAGCUACAGCGGUCAUUUAAGUGGGACCAAGCCAUUGACAUUGAAGGCCUUAGAAAUUUCGUUUGGAAUGAUUUCGGCUGGCAACGUGGCUCUGCAAGAAGAUUGACAAAGGUCCUUGCGGCACCUCUUGUGUGCAAUAGAUUGAGACUUUGCCUUCCACUUCUUGCCAAACCCGACACAUUACCUCUCCGUGAACCAAAAAUAGGGACGCAAUUUUGUGGACAAAGGUUUCACUACAGCACCGACGGACUGUCAGAGUUGAGGCUUGAGUUCAUUCCCACCGAUAUUGUUGGUUUAGACUUGACUUACGAACCCACCACCGCGUCGCAACGGGAGAGUGAAUCCGAAGAUCUCGAUAAUCCGGAAGAAGAUGUAACCAACCUCAAACUAGGUACACGACGGCGAACGACGUACGAUCCUACACAAAAAGAAAAGGUAUGGGUCUUUGAAGCUAUCGCUGAGAUGGGAAUGCCAGACGCAGUCAUGACAUGGAAUUUUCAAAAACAGGAAAAGUUAGCGCUUGCGGAGAAACGAGUUUCCCGAAAAAGAGCUCCAAAGAUGACGAAACCAAAAGUUGUGGAUCCGAAAAUGAAAUUUGGAGAGAUUUUAAAGUACUGCACUGUCGUUAAAAGCCCAGGGACUAGACUAAUCAAGUUUCCUUCAUCCAGCUCUCAAAAGCAUAUGCACUGCGAUGAUUCCACUAUCACGAAUGGAUAUGCGUCUGAAUUAGAAUCACCAUCUAGUCAAGCAUGUUCUCCGAGCAAAAGAAAUUCCAUCGCCAAGCCAAGGCCAUUAGAGAAGGCGGCAUUAAGUGAUAUUGAGGCAACAAUGAAUUUUGAACGUGCUAAUGAAUCGGAUCAAUACAAUACUUCCGUGGAAACAAUAGAAAAGGCCAUGCUUGACAUGAAAAUUUCAUCUGAUAUUGGACAAUCUUCACCCACGAAGCGAGGCCGUAUCCGUACAGUCAGCCACAAGGCGGCAGGUUUGCGAGCCAUCCCACCUACCAGCCCGCAAACACGGAAUCGAAAUAAGUACAAAGAUACCUCAAAUAUCUUUCCACCCGUUGAGAAUUUAGAUAUCGAACGUGAAAGUAACCCGCCAGAGUCGAACACGAUUAAAUUGCAUUCACGAUUGUCAAUAUCCGAGUACGACCUUCCCACCGCAGACGACAUGUCGUCCCAAUUUUCAGGGCUCAAAAUUCAAGAUUGCAAAGUUGAUGAAUGGUCUGAAUCCUCACACACCAUCGCCGAAGGAAGUGGGACUUCGCAGAAUAUUCCCCCAGCGUCUACAGCCGCGAAGCUUUCAUCAAACGACGACCGCAAAGAGUUACUUUUUGAAACGGAGAAUUCCAACCAUACGUCAAACUCUCAAGUUGAGGUAACAGAGCUGCCAGUCAUCGAAAUUUAUAAUGGAUAUUGGGCAUACAGGCAACGGACAAAUAAUGAGGAACAGCAUUCUCCUGAAGUGCCAAGCGACAAUCAGGGGAACCUCUACCAUACUCAACAGAAAACUAUCCUGGAUAAGAAACUAGGGAAGAUGAAAUUACGGGGGCGAAUAUUAAUAAACCGCUAA